AACUGAGGAUGCCUCAAAUCUGUCACUCCACACUCCUUUUCUCUCUCAGUAAGCUCGUUAUAUACAGCAGCAUCGAUAUAAACAUACUCGCAAUUGACACACACAACAGGCACCAACGAACCACACGACAAUUAAACAACCAACCAAAGAAAGGCGCCAUGGUGUUCGACGCGGGAGCCGGGAGCGCCGGCGGCUUGCCGGCGUCGCUGAACCAGAACCCCCUCCGCGUGAUCCUGACGCGGCGGUUCGCGCGCCAGGUGCUGCUGGGCCGGUGGUUCACCGUGUUCGCGAGCCUGCUGAUCAUGGCGGCCUCCGGCGCGACCUACAUCUUCGGGAGUUACUCCGGCGCGCUCAAGUCGUCGCUGGGGUACGACCAGCGAACGCUCAACACUGUCUCCUUCUUCAAGGACCUCGGCGCCAACCUCGGCGUCUUCUCCGGGCUCAUCAACGAGGUCACGCCCCCCUGGGUCGUGCUUGCCAUGGGCGCCGCCAUGAACCUGUCGGGCUACCUCAUGGUCUACCUCGCGGUCUCCGGCCGCACGGCGCUGCCGCCGGUGUGGCUCGUCUGCUUGUACUUCUUCGUCGGCGCCAACUCGCAGUCGUUCGCCAACACGGGCGCACUCGUCACUUGCGUCAAGAACUUCCCGGAGAGCCGCGGGGUCGUGCUCGGGAUACUGAAAGGGUUCGUCGGCCUCAGCGGCGCCGUGUACACGCAGUUGUACUUGGCGUUCUACGGCGGCGACGACGCCGAGUCGCUGAUACUGCUCAUUGCGUGGCUGCCGGCGGCCGUGUCCGCCGUGUUCGUGCACACCAUACGGUACAUGCCGUACCCGCGCCGUCGCGGCGGGCAGGAGACCAGCGACGAUCCCUUCUUCUGCUUCCUCUACCUCUCCAUCGCGCUCGCGUGCUUCCUGCUCGUCAUGAUUGUCGUGCAGAAGCAGGUCCCCUUCUCGCGCGACGCCUACGGCAUCGCCGCCACGCCGCUGCUCAUCCUCCUCUUCCUCCCCCUCGGCGUCGUCAUCAAGCAGGAGUACAAGAUCCAUCGCGAGCGCGAGCUCGACGCCACCCUCCGCGCCGACGAUCCGCCGCCGACCAUCACCGUAGUCGACGGCGCAGACCACGUCCAAAUGUCCACCGAUACCAAGAAAACAGAGCAGCCGGUGGCGCCGCCCACGUCGAGUCCUUCCUCUUGCACGGGGAAGUUCGGAGAGUGCGUCAAGACCAUGUUCCGGCCGCCGGCGAGGGGCGAGGACUACACGAUCCUGCAGGCGCUGGUGAGCGUGGACAUGCUGGUGCUGUUCGUGGCGACCAUCUGCGGCGUGGGCGGCACGCUGACGGCGAUCGACAACAUGGGCCAGAUCGGCCAGUCGCUGGGCUACCCGUCCAAGAGCAUCAACACCUUCGUCUCGCUCAUCAGCAUCUGGAACUACGCCGGGCGCGUUACCGCCGGCUACGCCUCAGAGGCCGUCCUGGCCCGGUACAGGGUACCCCGCCCGCUUCUCCUCACCGGCGUGCUCCUCCUCGCCUGCGCCGGCCACGUGCUGAUCGCGCUAGGCGUGCCGCAGUCGCUGUACGCCGCCUCCGUCGUGAUCGGGUUCUGCUUCGGCGCGCAGUGGCCGUUGGUGUUCGCCAUCAUCUCCGAGGUGUUCGGGCUCAAGUACUACUCCACGCUCUACAACUUCGGCGGCAUGGCCAGCCCCAUCGGCUCCUACAUCCUCAACGUGCGCGUUGCCGGGAGGCUCUACGACGCCGAAGCGGGACGGCAGCACAACACCGGCGGCGUCGGCGGGCGCGACAAGGUGUGCCUUGGGGUGGAGUGCUUCAAGCGGUCGUUCCUGAUCAUCACGGCGGCCACCGUGUUCGGCGCGCUCGUGUCGCUGGUGCUCGUGUGGAGGACGUGGAGCUUCUACAAGGGUGACAUCUACGCGAGGUUCCGGGAGGGCGCCGGCGAGGCGCAGGACGGCCGUCUGCCGGUUGGACAGCAUCGGCGGCCGGAGGAGGAGGAAACAAUAGCGGUCAACGGCAGGAAGGGGUGAUUAGAGAGAGAGAGAGAUGCAUAAAACAGCAGAGGAAGUAGAACGCUGCUCAAGAAAUUGUGGUUCGGUAAACGCCACCCCUACUGAUUAUGACAAGGGGGCCCACGUAAAUAUGGUUUGUAUUACCCUAGGGCUAUAAAAAAAACUCGAAGUUUGUAAGCUACCCAAAUUUGACUUGUUCUAGAUUGAAUUUGAGCUCACCUAGACCUCAAAACGUGCCAAAUUUGAGCCUGGUCAAGACUCACUAGCUUGAUAAAACUCGUGUUAACAAGAACUAUGAUUUUUAUUUGAGUUUAUUAUCCUAUCAAGUCUAUAUAAUCUUAAUUUUUCUUAUGUAA
Phragmites australis (common reed) is the source of this 2374-nucleotide messenger RNA. RefSeq names its product protein NUCLEAR FUSION DEFECTIVE 4-like. Lineage: Eukaryota; Viridiplantae; Streptophyta; Magnoliopsida; Poales; Poaceae. Gene Ontology annotation, cellular component: membrane. The coding region runs from base 9 to 2036 and encodes 675 amino acids. The transcript has a single exon. The record is from RefSeq and is a predicted model, not a curated record.